UCCGAAAAGUGAACGUUUCACGAGUCAACAGCAACGUCUUUCGAGAAGUUCUAGGCGCUGUUUGCGACAUUUUUCCUUCUUUUAUCCGUCAUCCAAUGUUUUAUGUGAUGAAAUAACUUCAGUUAGAGUAUAUUUUCAAUAUUAGUGUUCUUAGUCGUAAUUAAGUAAUCGCUAGAUUACGAUAUAAGCUAAUAUGGGCGACGAAAGCCACCCGAAAACUCUCUACGUCGGUAAUUUAGACGCGAGUGUGACAGAAGAUUUCUUAUGCGCGUUAUUCGGGCAAAUAGGUGAGGUAAAAGGCUGUAAGAUAAUACGCGAACCCGGUAACGAUCCAUAUGCAUUUCUCGAGUUUACGAGUCACUCUGCGGCGGCUACGGCCCUGGCCGCCAUGAACAAGCGAGUAUUUCUCGACAAGGAAAUGAAGGUUAACUGGGCUACCAGUCCUGGUAAUCAGCCGAAGACUGAUACUAGUAACCAUCAUCACAUAUUCGUAGGUGAUUUAUCACCAGAGAUCGAAACCCACAUAUUGCGAGAGGCGUUUGCGCCUUUCGGAGAGAUCUCAAACUGUCGGAUAGUACGCGACCCACAAACGCUCAAAUCUAAAGGGUACGCCUUCGUAUCUUUUGUGAAGAAAGCAGAUGCUGAAGCAGCGAUCCAGGCGAUGAAUGGCCAGUGGUUAGGAUCUCGUUCUAUACGCACGAACUGGUCAACUCGCAAACCGCCAACAAAUAGGCCAAAUGAAGGUGCUCCAAGUAGCAAGCGGGCCAAACAGCCUACAUUCGAUGAGGUCUAUAACCAGAGUUCACCAACUAACACGACUGUAUAUUGUGGAGGAUUCACAAGCAAUGUUAUAACUGAGGAUUUAAUGCAAAACACAUUCUCACAAUAUGGCCAGAUACAGGAUAUAAGAGUAUUCAGGGAUAAAGGAUAUGCUUUCAUUAGAUUCACAACAAAAGAAGCGGCAGCGCAUGCCAUUGAAGCUACACAUAAUACAGAAAUUAGUGGACAUACAGUCAAAUGUUUCUGGGGAAAAGAAAAUGGAGGAGGAGAAAGUCAGAGUUCCAAUAGCACACCAGCGCCUCCAGCCGCUGUUGCUACGCAAGCUCAAUACCCGUAUCCAUACCAACAGGGCAUGGGAUAUUGGUAUGCCCAGCAGGGUUACCCGGCUCUACAAGGCUACAUGGCCCCGGGCUACUAUCAGCAAUACACCGCCGCCUACAGCAACCCGCAAGCUGCCGCUGCAGCGGGGUACCGCAUGAGCAUGCCGGGCGGAGGCGCGGGCGGCGGCGCGGGCUGGGCCACGCAGCCGCCGGUCAUGUACUCGGCCGCGCUGCCGUCCGCGCAGUAUCCCUCGCAGUAGACGCCGCGCCGCGCCGCCGCGCCGCCGCGACGUCGGAACCUGUCCGCUGCGACAGCCUGAUGCGUCUCCACCUCAAUUAUUAUCAAGUUUUGUGCCCUCGACUUGUGCUGGUGACGAAAUUUGACAGUUAUUCCAUAGAGAUGCUCCAAAAUUAACACACAACACGGAACACACCCCACGGAACACUUUUGCGAAAUGCUACAGUUGAUUAUCGUCGUUUUCGAAGAUCACUUUACAAAUUCGAUGUCCAGGAUUUUGUCCGAUACUUGCACUAUGGUCUUUCUUACGGAUAAAUCGGGAGUAAGUUUUGCAAAUUAUCGUUGUAAUAAUAACGAUUUGUUUUGCAGUGGCAUUUUGCAAAGGUGACUUUCGUUAUAAUAGUUAUUUAUGAAUUACUUGGUUAGUUAAUUAAAUAGAAUAUUUUAAAGACUAGUUUAAUCGAUGAUAGUAAAUAAUUCUGAAAAUAUAUAAGUAGGAAACAAAUUGAUUAGAUUUCGUAUUUUAUACAAUUUUGAGAAAAAAUAUCCAUGGGCUAAACUUGAUCUUCAAAAUAUUCUGGCUAACCAGUUGUUCACUUGACACACAUUAAGUAGGUUCCUUUUGCAAAUUGUUUGGCUUCUUUACAACUGUAAAAAAUUUUCAUGUACAUAGUCAGUUUUAAGCAUGAGCGACUAAUUUAAUAUCUGUUAUUUGCUAUGUAGCCACUACUUAUUUUUACAGCCAAUUAACAAAAAUACAUAUUUGCUACCAUAUAUAGUGUUAUACAAUAUAAUAAGUUGAAAGGCACUGAUGUCCAGAUGUUCAAAAGUAAUUUUAAUCAGACUUUGCUCUUUCAUGUAGUCGCUAUCUUAUAGAGAAAAACCGCGUGAUAAAGUAUGCCAUUACUUUUAAAUAUUGGGAUGCAAGCAUAAAAUAUCUCCAUCUCUCUCAAACAAAUUGUAUCGCCCCUCUGAUCCACAUUGUAAUGUGAAACACAUAUAGGGCAAAGUUCAGUUCCACAAAGGCAACUUAGAUUUGAUGUUUCUUUACAUAUCACUACUGUCUAGAAAUUGACUUUCACUCAUGGGACUAAACUUUAUUCUGAGCUCUGUUGCAACUUGCGCUUGCAGUAGUGUUGCCAACAUAAAGUUAAUUUUUAGUUCCUUUGGACAUUUCUCAAAUUUUUGUCAAUUCUACCUUAGUCUGUACGAAACGGAAACUGCCUAUUGGUGAUUAUUAUCUAUAGAUAAAGUGUUCAAAUUAGUGCAAGGUCUAGUAUUAAGAUAUUCAGCUUAAUUCCGCUAAUAUAGCCAGCUAGACUUUGAUUUUUCAUAUUCUGAUCUAAAAGUCAUUAUUAAUAAGACUUUAUUUUGGCAAUAUUACUGUAUGUUCAACGACACAAUGUAACCUUAAAAAAUGUUCAGUAUAUUUUAUGUCAUUCCAUUUCAUAUACUGCACUACAUAACUUUUUUAUGAAGUCUGGACAUAAGUAGUGGCAUAUAUAUAUACAUAACUCAAGUCCUUUAUGAGUUAGUAUACCUGUGCAUUACAUGUGCAUAAUGUUUGUCUGUAAUGAUACCUGUAGUCCGAAUAGAAUUUUUUUGUCAGCAAAUGUAUGUUGACAAUAUAUUCUACUGAUAAGAACCAAAUUGAGUGAGAGAGAUUACAUUAUUUCUUAGUUACAACUUUGGUAUAUUAAUGACAAGGUCUAUUAUAGACAGACAAAUUGUAUAACUAUAAAAGAAUUAACAAUCUGGGGAUAUAAAUUAUAUUUGUAUCAGUUGGUACAUACGCACACAGAUGUCUUCGCCUAAAUAUGUAACUGGCAUCAUUGUAUAUUACAUCCAGAGAGCAUAGGCAAUGAGUCGCAGUGGACAACGCUUACGAUCGCAACGACACGAACCCGCGGCGGACCUGCUACUUUAGUUAUUACUACUUUAAUCUUAGUUAUAAAUAGUUCAGUUUUAGGUCUUAAUGACGUGCAGAUUUUGUCCGAAUUUAUUGGUAUAUAUUCGGAUAUUACGCCCUAUUUAUUGACCGUGUUGAAGCAAAAUUCACAAGAGGAUUUACGUUGCAAGUGCCGCAGGUCCGCCGCUCGUUCUCCGCCGCGCCGCCAGAUGGCGGCCGCCGGAUGACGGCCGCUAGUCGAGUUCCGACGUUCACCCGCCUCCCUUGUUAGUCGACCUACAUAGAUAGGACAUAACGAAAUAAAUUAUAAAUUUUUAAAAAAGUUAUAAAUAUAUAAGGGGAGUAGUGUCGCGAGUGUCCUCGUGUACAUACGUUGAUAUUUAUUGGCGCUCUGCGCUGGCAGACUGAGUUAAAUGCCCGAGACUCCGAGACGACGCGCCAGAAAGUUUGACGUAUUUAUAAUAUUAAGUUCGGCACAGUUGUUUUGUUUGACCUUGUUAUGAUUUAUUGUAUGGAAACACUGGUAAGUCAAUAAAGCAGUGGGUCUGGGAAAGGGUGUUUGAUUUACCGAUAUAUAUAUUUAAUAUAUAUUAUUAUACAACUGUAUUAUGUUUAUUUCUGGGUCCAAAUUAUAUACACCCGUCGACUCGAUAGCCUGUGAUUAAAGUCAGCACAAUAUACAUUCGGAUGACGAAAUUAUUGUAAAUUCUUAAUUAAAGGUCAUUUUGUAAAAGGAAAAAUAAAUAGUUAAGUUUACAAAUA
Molecule: messenger RNA, 4009 nt
Organism: Plodia interpunctella (Indianmeal moth)
Lineage: Eukaryota; Metazoa; Arthropoda; Insecta; Lepidoptera; Pyralidae
Gene: Rox8
Product: Rox8
Exons: 4
Coding region: 194-1360 (388 amino acids)
Cellular component (GO): nucleus
Molecular function (GO): mRNA binding
Source: RefSeq, a predicted model, not a curated record